Molecule: messenger RNA, 1074 nt
Organism: Pelodiscus sinensis (Chinese soft-shelled turtle)
Lineage: Eukaryota; Metazoa; Chordata; Testudines; Trionychidae
Source: RefSeq, a predicted model, not a curated record
AUGGAUGAAAAGAGAGAGCCUCACGAGGAGGGUAGUGGUGCGGGGGCUGUUCCUAACAGCGCCCGUGUGGUCGGCUGUGGCUGGAAACAGAUCCACCGGAGCCCUGCAAUUAGAAGAACCAAGAUCACCAUCAAACUGGGAGCCCACGACGUCAGUGAGGAAGACGACAGCCAGCAAGUGAUCCACGUGCACCGGCAGAUCCUCCACCCAAACAAGAUCACCAUCAAACUGGGAGCCCACGACGUCAGUGAGGAAGACGACAGCCAGCAAGUGAUCCACGUGCACCGGCAGAUCCUCCACCCAAAGUACAACGGGAACACCUAUAAAAAUGACAUCAUGCUGCUGCAGGAACCGCCCCCCUCCCAUAGCCACGCCCCCAGUGAGAUCAUCGGGGGAAAGGAGGCCCGGCCCCACUCCAGGCCCUACAUGGCCUUUCUGGAAAUACAAGAUGGAGAGGAGACUUUUGGCUGCGGUGGGUACCUGGUGGCGAAGGACUUUGUGCUGACGGCCGCUCACUGCCAGGGAGACAACAUCACUGUCACCCUGGGAGCCCAUGACAUCAGCCAACAGGAGGAGAGCCAGCAAGUGAUCCCCGUGCAAUGCCAGAUCCCCCACACGCAGUACAACAAUCAAACUCGCAGUAAUGACAUCAUGCUGCUAAAGCUGCGUCACAAGGCCGAGCUGACUCCGGCUGUGAAAGUCAUCGCCCUUCCCCGGUGGAAGAUAAGGAAGCCGGCUAAAUGUAGCAUUGCUGGCUGGGGCAAGAUCAGUAACGAGAAGAACUCCACGAGCUCGCCGACCCUGCAGGAGGUGGAGCUGAAGAUCAUGGAGAACGGUGCGUGUCAACAGUCCCGCUAUCGGAACUUCAACCCAUCCAGCAUGCUGUGCGUGGGGGACCCCACGGAGGAGAAGGCCUCCUUCCAGGGUGACUCCAGGGGCCCCCUGGUGUGUGACGGGAAGCCCCAGGGCAUCGUCUCCUAUGGCAGAAAAGAUGGGUCAGCCCCCCAGGUGUUCACCAAAGUCUCCAAAUAUGUUCCCUGGAUCAAGAAAAUGCUGCACAGGCUGAGGCUUUAG